CGCCGCUAAGCAAAGGGACCCGAAUGGGCCCGUUCAGUAUGGUGAUAUUUUGAGAUUUCCAGCAUAUUCUACGAAACAUUUCACAACCAUGCACCUAAAACAGCAACUGGAACUUUUCCCCGACUACAGCGUGACCCAGCUGCUUUUUAAAGACGUCAAAAACGCCGCAGAACUGAGACAGUGUGCCGUUGAGGGUAAAAUAAAGGGUGCCUUGAUCAACCCAACAAUGUUAGUGGACCCUUUCCAGGUGCUGUUAGCUGCAAACAAGGCUGUGCAUUUACAGAAGACUGGAAAAAUGAAGACGAGAAGUCUGUUUUCAGAGAUCAUCUUCAACCUUUCACCCACAAAUAAUAUCUCUGAGGCCUUUAAAAGAUUUGGAAUCUCCGGUGGUGACGACUCCGUCCUUGUGGUUCUAGUUCACACCAAAGAUGAGCCACAGCUCCUGACAGACAUCACAGCCAAAGUGGACGGACAGCAGAUUCCAGCCAAAGACAUUUCCACGCUAUCAGACCCUGUCAAGAUCAAAAAGUUGUACAAAGUCACCCCCCAGGAGGAGAAGUGUGGGACCCUGCUGGAUGCAAUUGUCUGCAGAAUGGCCAUUAAAGACGUCGUGUAGCAACAACCGAGGACCACAAUAAGAACAUAACUUUGUUGAACACAGCUGAAAUAGAAAAUGUACACGCUCCAUUUUUUUCCCAGACCAGAUUAAAUUAAUAUUAAAUCCAGUCAACUACUUGUAUAGUUAACAUACUACUUGUAUAUAUUUAAUAACAAGGAGUUGAAUUCCUGCUCUUGGGUGGACUGAUUUUAUCUGGAACAGAAGCAGUCAGAGAGGGCAAAGCACAGCCCAUGUUUUAUUCCAGGCAUACCGAACAGAUCUAUCAUCAUUCACUUUAACUCAGAGAAUCCACAUAAGAUAAUUUCGCUAAGCAGAGCAUGACUUAUUUGUUGUCAGAGUUUUUUGUUUUGUACAAGUUUUUGCAUACGCUCAUGUUAGAAAAGUAACUGGACUUAUGCAAACAUACGUAAAAGCCAUGAGAUAUUUUGUUUUAAUAGUACAUCGGCUCACUUGGCCCUCACCUGCUGUUUUGUCUUUUCUGUCUUCAGGUUUUAUAAAAAGAUGUGAAAAAAGUUUUAUGAGCACUGGGGAAUUUGCGAGGUCAUUUACCAUCCACUCCGCUGUUCACAUAACUUUCUGUGGUUUGUGUUUCUUUGACGUUUAACGGUGAUUUCUGUUCUGAGUCCUGGAGCCGGGGGCACUGCGAGGUUUUGACAGCUGCAGAUGAUGAUGUACAGCAGAGCUCGCUGCAGCACUGCUGAAUUAUGGAUCCAAAGGGCUUUGGGUGAUGGAUCGACCACGAGAAUUUUGAAAUAAAAUGGCCACAUCCACAUUAACCGACAUGAAACAUUAGAUCAAAACUCCGGUCAAAACCUGCCAGCCUAUCAAGAUAUGCAUAUUUAACAUACAAGCUGUUUAAAAUAUUGGGAACCGUCAUACGUUUGCAUGAGAUGCAUGCACUUGAAACGUUUUGUUUCUUUUAAAUAACCCAUAUGUCACCUGAAAGUAGCUUUCUUACUUUGCUUUGUCACAUAUAGGCAGUUGUGUUUUUGGAAAUAGUGUGCAGGUGUUGCAAUAUAAUUUAAAUACAACAAAGUAAUGCGUAACAAUAUUGUACAUCGCAUCACUCCUCACUGGUUAUAAUGUAAUUCUUUACACCGCUUUCAAGUUCAACAUGACAUCCUCAUUGGUUGAAGCGGCAAACAUUUUGACGGAUGGUGUGUCAUCGUGUAAACAAGGCCUGCCUUAUUGAUAAUUUCAUUAAAUAAUGCAGCUAUUUCCUGUCAUGUGGCAAAGGUCUUAGAUCAGCGUAUAUACCACAAUAAAGUUAUCCUGACUGAGAGCUUC
Messenger RNA from Lampris incognitus (smalleye Pacific opah), 1906 nucleotides. It is a transcript of the gene tprkb, whose product is annotated as Tp53rk binding protein. Gene Ontology annotation, cellular component: cytosol; EKC/KEOPS complex; nucleus. Gene Ontology annotation, biological process: telomere maintenance via recombination; tRNA threonylcarbamoyladenosine modification. The transcript has 4 exons. NCBI's taxonomy places the organism in Eukaryota, Metazoa, Chordata, Actinopteri, Lampriformes, Lampridae. The record is from RefSeq and is a predicted model, not a curated record. The coding region runs from base 89 to 616 and encodes 175 amino acids.